UCCUUGUUUGUAAAUUGUGAAAGUAAUUGAGGUUAGAAAUAAUGAUAUCGGUAACGUGCGCCAAGUAUAACCACGUUCUUAUUCAUUAUGAGGUUUAUAUUGUCAAUUUUCUGAUGUAAUAAAAGAGAUUAGUUAGUUAAAUAAACUCUUCUCGAUAUUGGCGUUUAAAUUUGUCACGUGAUGCAUCAUUUGAUGGAAUAAUAGAAAAAAAUCCAUCAUGCUGCGUAUUCUAACCAAACAUUUCACUCUCAUUGAACCGGCAAUUAUAAAAUCAUUUACAGCCAAUGAUUUAUCGAAUAUUCGUCAUCUGUCGAUUCAGCCUUCAAAAAAUGAACUUAAGAGGCGAUUGAAGGCCGAACAGAAAUUGAAGGAAAAAGCAGAGAAAGAAGUGAAAUCGUCAGAGGCGGCAAAAAGUGAGACAGCUGAGAAAAAUUCGGCUUUAAACGAGGAGGAAAUUAGUCCAAAUGAAUAUUUUAAACUUCGUUCAUUGGCUGUUGCGCAAUUGAAAGCAAACGAUGAACAUCCGUAUCCGCAUAAAUUUCAUGUUUCAAUAUCGUUAGAAAAAUUUAUAGAAACAUAUUCGGAGAAAUUGAAGGAUGGCGAUGUACUUGAAAAUGAAGAAUGCAGUAUUGCUGGACGUGUACAUGCGAUUCGUGGAGCUGGUGCUAAAUUAAUAUUCUACGAUCUUCGCGGUGAGGGGACGAAAAUUCAAGUAUUGGCGAAUGCUCGCCGAUUUCCCAAUGAAGAAGAAUUUUUCAAGCAAACGCAAAAAAUUCGUCGCGGCGAUAUUAUUGGUGUCGUUGGAUAUCCGGGUAAAUCGAAGAAAGGUGAAUUUUCCAUUUUACCCAAGAGCAUCACUUUACUGAGUCCAUGUCUUCAUAUGCUUCCUCAUUUGCAUUUUGGAUUGAAGGACAAGGAAACCCGGUUUCGACAGAGAUAUUUGGAUUUGAUUCUCAAUGACAAGACAAGGCAGACCUUUUAUAUUCGUGCGAAAAUAAUAGCUUACAUUCGCAAAUUUUUCGACGAACUUGGAUUUUUGGAGGUGGAAACUCCGAUGAUGAACAUGAUCGCCGGUGGAGCGACAGCCAAACCAUUUGUGACGCAUCACAACGAUCUCAAUAUCGAUCUCUUUAUGAGAAUCGCCCCCGAACUUUAUCACAAGAUGCUUGUCGUGGGAGGAAUCGAUCGCGUCUACGAAAUUGGUAGACAAUUUAGAAAUGAGGGUAUCGAUAUGACGCACAAUCCUGAAUUUACAACUUGUGAAUUUUACAUGGCCUAUGCCGAUUAUAAUGACGUGAUGGUUCUUACUGAGCAAUUACUUUCCGGUAUGGUAAUGAGUAUUCAUGGGAGUUAUAAGGUGGAGUUUCAUCCGAAUGGUGUCGAUGGCGAGAAAUUUUUGAUUGACUUCACACCGCCAUUUAAGCGAGUAUCGAUGAUUAAAACUUUGGAGGAAUUACUUAAAGUUACUCUGCCGAAACCCCAGGACUAUGGAACUCCAGAGGCUAAUAAAAUGCUGAGCGAUCUUUGCAUAAAGCAUGAAGUUGAAUGUCCGGCGCCAAGAACGACAGCUAGAUUACUCGAUAAGCUUGUCGGCGAGUUCAUUGAGGAAAAAUGCAUAAAUCCAACGUUCAUCAUGGAUCAUCCGCAAGUAAUGUCGCCAUUGGCAAAAUGGCAUCGCUCCGAGGAAGGUUUAACGGAGAGAUUUGAAUUGUUUGUCAUGAAAAAGGAGAUUUGCAACGCGUACACGGAAUUAAACGAUCCGGUAGUUCAGCGUGAAAGAUUCGAGCAACAGGCGAAAGACAAAGCAGCAGGAGACGAUGAAGCGCAAUUAGUCGAUGAGACUUUCUGCACAGCUUUAGAAUACGGAUUACCACCGACCGGAGGAUGGGGACUCGGAAUCGAUCGUCUCACCAUGUUUCUUACCGAUUCAAACAACAUAAAGGAAGUAUUAUUCUUCCCUGCAAUGAAACCCGACGACCCAAAUAAACAUAAAGACUCAGAGGAGAAUGAAGUGAGCAAUGCACCAGAAAAAUAACUGGAAAGACAACAGUUGAUAUUUAUAAUAAAGAAAAACGAAUUUUGCUAAUAAAUUCACAAAAAAAGUAA
Molecule: messenger RNA, 2106 nt
Organism: Leptopilina heterotoma
Lineage: Eukaryota; Metazoa; Arthropoda; Insecta; Hymenoptera; Figitidae
Gene: LysRS
Product: lysine--tRNA ligase
Exons: 8
Coding region: 218-2035 (605 amino acids)
Biological process (GO): lysyl-tRNA aminoacylation
Cellular component (GO): mitochondrion; cytosol; aminoacyl-tRNA synthetase multienzyme complex
Molecular function (GO): lysine-tRNA ligase activity; ATP binding; tRNA binding
Source: RefSeq, a predicted model, not a curated record